Molecule: messenger RNA, 7729 nt
Organism: Cherax quadricarinatus
Lineage: Eukaryota; Metazoa; Arthropoda; Malacostraca; Decapoda; Parastacidae
Source: RefSeq, a predicted model, not a curated record
ACACUAUAUCUGUUAUUGUGUUUAUAUAAUGUUACAGGAGGACCAGGUACCCUUACUGAGCAACAGGGCCAACUGCAAUAUUGACAGGAGCCAUAGCAGAAUCAUACGGAAUAUUUCCUGGAGGAGUGUGACCUCCAUCAUGCUGGGUCGAAAGCCCCUGGUGGAUGUCCUAGCUGCAGUGUUUGGUGUGGGUGCUUGGGUGGCUGUUAAUGGCCUAUGGGUGGAGCUACCUCUCUUGGUUACUGACCUUCCUGAAGGAUGGAACCUUCCAUCUUACCUUUCUGUCAUCAUUCAGAUUGCCAAUAUUGGUCCCAUAGCAUACUCAGUGUUCAAAGCAUUGCAACCAGCACAACAUCCAGCACCAGUAGUGUAUGGAGUACUGGCUGUGGGUUGCAUUGCCUCCCUUCUGUUAUCAAUGCUAUGGCAAAAAACAUCAUGGUUGGCUGGGGCAGAGCAUUCCACAGCACUGCUUUCCCUUGUCUUCCUGCUGGCACUUGUGGACUGUACCUCAUCAGUACUUUUUAUGCCCUACAUGGCUUUUUGGCGAGAGAUCUACCUGCCCUCAUACCUAGUAGGGGAGGGACUGUCUGGGCUGCUGCCAGCCCUGGUGGCCCUUGCACAGGGUGUUGGAGGUAAUGCCCAGUGUGUGAAUGUCACUGUCUGGAACAAUACUGAAGAAGGCAACACCACUUACACAGACUUAGAGCCUUUGCCUCUCAACCCAAGAUUUAGUAUCACAUCUUUUUUUUACAUCCUCAUGUCAAUGAUGAUUGCAAGUGUCCUCGCCUUCAUCUUAUUGGAGCACUUACCCAAUAUCAAAAGUGAACGAGUUAUCUCGCCCUCGCCUACUGACAGUGUAGCAGCACUUGAAGCUUCACACUCCAACACCCGGCUGAUGAGUACCACUAAGCAAGACUCGGCCAUGAGUUCACAGACAUAUUGCUUCAUGCUAGUGGGCCAGGCCUGGGCCUGCAGUCUCACCAAUGGUGUUCUGCCCUCCAUUCAGUCCUACUCUUGUGGGGCAUACAGCAAUGUGGCCUAUCACUUAGCAGUUACACUCUCAUCUCUGGCAAACCCAUUGGCAGCAUUGGUGACCCUGGUGCUGCCAAGAGCAAGAAGAUGGCUGCUGUUUCUGCUGGGUAUGCUUGGCUCACUGGUGGCAGCCUACAUCCUAGCUACUGCAGCCCUCAGUCCCAGCCCACCGCUAAUGGGUACCCAGGCAGGAGAGGUUCUCGUGGUGCUCGCUUGGGUGAUGUUCACGGGCUUGAUGACAUAUGUAAGAGUUGAAAUAGCCAACCAGAUGCGUGAGGAAGGUGCCCGAGCUCUCUUCUGGUGUGGGGCAGUGACGCAGGCAGGGUCAGCUGUGGGAUCUAUCAUCACUUUCAUCCUGGUCAAUGUCUGCAAUCUCUUCACUGCCUACUAUCCUUGCUAAAGCCAUUAUUGCACUGUAUAAAUGUGAUACAACAAUUACUCUUAUACUCGAACUAAUUCAUAUUCUGAUUGAUAUCUGGAAAUCUAUUUUACUUAGAAUUUGCCAAGAACAUGCAAUUCUUAACUUAAAUUUUGAAAAACAUUCUCUCUUAUUCAGAAACUUUCUAGGUAGAGAUUUUCCAAAUUAAAAAUUUGGAAUUGUCACAGUAUACUGCAUUUAGAAACUUCAAAACUGAGUAGACCAUUCUGAACUCAAACAUUUAUUUUACUGAAUUUUGAAAAUUCUAAAUAAGAGAUAUUGCUUAUAUUUCAGUGUUGGUGAUCUUGUUACUAUUAUAACAGAAUUGUUAGUGGCUUUAUGUAACCAAUGCAAGUUAUUAGCUUCUAGAUAAUACUACAUUGUUAUUAUUAAACUCAUAAGGAACAAUAAACCCAGAAGAUUAUAAUGUACAUAGAGCAUACUAUAUGUAUUAUUAUAUGUGUACAUGGUUAAUGUUAAACCCACAAUGUUAUACGUACUGCAUAUUAUAUUAUUGCAUUCACUGGGAAUGCCAUAUCCACAGGGUUAUACCAGACAGUAUACCCUAAAGCUAGAAGGGUUAAACAGUGCCUAGAGAAUGGGAAGGGUGGGGAUAAAUAUGUUUAAUCCAAGAAAGGGUAACUUAAGUUCCUUGUAUCAAUAGACCUACGCUAUGUUCUAAGCACUCCCUUUUACAGUGUAUUAUUUGACACAAUAUAAAUCUACUGGGAAUUCUUUGUCACCCUUGAUGAUCAGAAGUAAAUUUAUCCCACUAUAACAAUUUUAAAUCCUGUAUUACUGUAUUUCACAAGUAAUACUAUCAUAUAUGAAAUAAACACAAGUUUAAUUCAAAAGUGAUAGUAUACAUUUUUGGGUCAGAUAAAAUCACCUGGAUAGUCUCAGUACAUUUGUAUGGUACAGUGGAACUCUGGAUUUCGUACUUAAUCCACUCCAGAAGGUCGGUUUAUAUCCGAAAUGUAUGAAAACCAAAGUAAUAUUUCCCAAAAGAAAUAUAAUGUAAAUCCAAUUACUCCGUUUCAGAUACCAAAAAAUAUUAACAAAACAUAAAUUUUAUAGAGAAUAACUAAUGUUGCAGCUCUUACCUGUGGUUGUCCACCAACUCUUCCACAUCCUGGCCACUCACAUCCAACCCCAUGGACUUCCCCAAAGCCACAAUAGAUUCCACAACAGGCGUAGGGUUGUCAAGUUUACACUAACUUAUAUUAAGUUAAUAAUAGAACUAGGGAUUAAAACACAAUAAACAGUAAAAUACAUAUACAGUACAUUCAUUACCUACCUUAAAAUAUUUGUAGUCUUAAUGUAGGGCAAGAGGCGAGUAGUAUUUAUUUGUAAUCCCAGGCAGACUACAUCCGCCUGGGCUAUACAUACUGGUUACAUACACUGUGGCCCACAGCCAUAUUAUUACCACUCACAUACCAUGUUCAAUGAGUUUAAUCAUUUCCAACAACUACACUUAAAUGCCAUCAUAAACAAAGGGAGAAGUAAUGAAUAAUUCAUGCCAAGAAUUGUAAACAAAAGCAUUAUGUAAAGUGUAUUAAGGGCAGUGACUGGGCCAGACACAGAUUCAUACAGUUUUCUCUAAUGCUGGACCAGAGAAAACAAUGUUUUCCCUCCCUCAACUCGCCCCUCGAUAGCAUAUAAUCAUUGCAUGUUUAUAUGCUAUGUAAUGCAUUUCUUACAUAAUUCUGAGGAAAAUAUCAUAGAUGGAUUAAUGAAAUGUCUAUAUUAACCUAAAAUAAGACAUUUAAUGUACCCAAGAGUGUAUACACAUAGCAUAUAAACAUUGCAUGUUUAUAUGCUAUGUAAUAUAUUCCUAAUAUAAUUUUGAAGAAAAUAUCAUAGAUGGAUUAAUGAAAAUGUCUAUAUUAACAUAAAAAAGACAUUUAAUAAUGCCCAAGAGUGAUUAUUAUUACGUACUAUUAGUAUUACUAGGGCGUUAAGACUAGAGGGACACUCUGAGUGAACGAGUAACAAAACUAUAUUUAUAUGCUAUGUAACGUGUUUCUUAUAUAAUUUUGAAGAAAAUAUCAUAGAUGGAUUAAUGAAAAUGUCUAUAUUAACGUAAAAUAAGACAUUUAAUGUGCCCAAGAGCAAGUUAUGAAUGUAUGAGUGGCCCAGGGGGAUGUAUCUGAUACAGACAAUUUCCAGGACGAGGUACAAAAUCCAGACCAAAAUUUUGCCCAAAAAAGUGGUCUAAAUCCGAAAUGUACAACACUCGGUGCAUACAAAAUCCUGAGUUCCACUUUAGUUAUCAGAAUGCUUUGAUUUUUAAACAAGGUGAAAAACCUAUCUAACCAAGGCAGAAGGCCUUGGUUAGUGGCUGAAUGUUCUGUGGAGUAUUAUUAUUAUUAUUAUAAUCAAAAAGAAGUGCUAAGCCACAAGGGCUAUACAGCGUUCUGUGGAGUAGACAAUGACUAAAACCCACACCAGAAGAAAUUUUCCCAUUUCUCAUAAGAAAUAAAAUAUCAACAUUAUGGCUGUGUAGUUUCAUACUGAUGGAAAUGAGACUUAUUUUCCAAAGCAUAUCCAUGUUUUGGUGUUAAGGUAUUGUAUAUGCUACUACCUGUUGAUCAUUAUUGAGUUAUUACCUUAUGGGCUGUUUCUCACCAGGUUAGGGCAACCCAAAGAAAGCAGCUCAUUGACCAUCAUUCAUUCAGUAGCUGUCAAGCUAGAAGCUGGCAGACAUCACAUAUUAAGUGAAUCUCUGAAAUGCAAUAGAAUUUUCUUUAUCUCAAUUUAGCAAUAAUCCUUGGAUGAAUAAUAUUUAAAGUUUAGCCACUUAAUUUUUAUGUCAUUUUUGCUAGUACAGUACUUGCAAGGCAGCAUUUCAGACUGUCACCUUUAAGUAAAAACAAGUUCUGUGUUAUCUCUUACAUUGCAUGUGACUAUCUUCUGCUUGGUUUCAUUAUUAUUAUUAUUAUUAUUAUUAUUAUUAUUAUUAUUAUUACAUUCAUGGAGGGAGAAGCCCUAAACCCACAAUGGGUCAGAGUGUCUAGAGUAAUGGGAUGAAUUCAGGCUCAACCUAAGGGAAGGGGAAGUUAAAUACCAUGGAUCAAGAUUCCCUCACUGGCAUCAAGGUACCUCCCUCGAGUGGUUAAUCUUUUAUGUAAGAAGUCACAGUAUAUGUUUUCACACAUACUGUAUUGUAUAUGUAUAUGUAUUGUACUGUACAUACAUGUUUUCACAUAUACAAUACAUUAUAUUCAUGAAAAAGUGCUAAUUAAUAUACAGUAUCAGAGUUAUAAUAUUCAAGUUUUUAAUAAAAAAUUAUAAGAUAUGCCAAACUUUGAUUGCAUACAUACAACUGAGAUCAUAUUAUUUAUUGUAAAAUAUUGUUAAUCUCGUAUAACAGUAAUGAAUACAAAGAUUACUGUACAUCACAAAAUGCCAUGCAUAUUUUUUUUUUCAUCAAUAUGGCCAUAUACCACUAAUGCAGGGUCUCACCAAAAAACAAAAACGAAAGUUUCUCAUUUAGUCAUUUAUACAGUAGGGGUUACUAGCCCCUUGCUCCUGGAAAUUUAGUUGCCUCUUACAACAUGUAUGGUUUAUGGAGAAAGAAUUUUUUUCCACUUCCUCAUGGAUAUAAGAGAAAAUAAAGAACAAAAACUAUUAAGAAAACAGAAGAAAAUCCAGGUGGAUGUAUAAAUGUGUGUGGACAUGCAAGUGUAGUGUGACCAAAGUGUAAGUAGAAGCAAUAAGAUAUAUCCGUUAUCCCACACGUUUAUGAAACAGAAAAAAAGACACCAGCAAUCCUACCAUCAAGUAAAACAAUUACAGGAUGUGUAAUUAUACCUCUCCUAAAUUGAACUCCCUCCAACCUUUCCUAGGCCAACUCCUCAGCGGCCUAGGGAAGGCUGGAGGGUGGGGGUAAAGGAGGUUUUGUAUACGAGGGGCUUGGACUUCCAGCAAGCAUGCAUGAGCACGUUAGAUAGGAGCUAUUGUUAUAUAGGACUUUGUGUGCUGUUGGAGUGUGAGCAGGGUAACAUUUAUGAAGGGAUUCAGGAAACCAGCAGGUCAGACUCAAGUCCUGGAGAUGAAAAGUACAGUGCCUGCACUUUGAAGGAAGGGUGUUAAUGCUGCAUUGUUAUGACUGUAUGUAAGUGCACCUCCGUCAAGACUGGAGUGAAUGACGAAAAUUUUUCUUUUUCGGGCCACCCUGCCUUGGUGGGAAAUGGCCAAUGUGUUAAUAAAAUAAUAAAAUAUGAUAGGAUGGAUAGGACAGCAGUGUGGCAGAUACUGCAAGUGUAUGGAAUAAGUGGUAGGUUACCAAAAGCAGUUAAAGAGUUUUUACAAGCAUAGUGAGGCUCAGGUUAGAGUAUAUAAGAGGGAGAUUAUUUUCCAUGUCACCAUGGUUGUUCAACAUAUCUGUAGAGGAGGUUGUAACAGAAGUGAAUACUAGGGAAUUGGGAAGAUUAUUAAUAUUAUCAUAGCUAAGCACUACACCCACAAGGGUCAUACAGCACUGCAGGUGUUGGGAAGAGGUAUGGGAUUAUAAUAUGCAGAAUCUAAUACAAAAAUGGGUGAUGUCACAGUUGCUAUUUGUUGAUGACAGUGCUUUUGGGAGAUUUGGGAGAGGAUGUUAAAAGAAAUUAAAAGUGACCACAGGAAAGAGCAAGGUGAUGAGAGUAACAAAAAAUUUAGAUAAUGAAAGAUUGGAUAUCACAUUGGAAGGAAGGAGUAUGGAGGAAGUGAAAGUGCUCAGAUAUUUAGGAGUGAACUUGUUCGCAGAUGGGUAUAUGAAAGACAAGGUGAACCAUAGAACUGAUGAAGGAAAAAAAGGUGGGUAGUGCACUGAGGCAUCUGUACAGACAAAGAAUGUUAUCCAUAGAGGCAAAGAGGGAAACAUAUGAGAGUAUAGUGGUACCAACACUCUUGUAUGGGUGUGAAACAUGGGUUGUGAAUGUUGCAGCGAGGAGGCAGCUGGAGGCUAUAGAGAUGUCAUGUCUGAGUUUGGAGAUUACGUGAUGUGGGGUUAAUAAAAGUAUUAUCCAGAGGGCUGAGAAGAGGCUGUUGAGGUGGUUUGAACAUAGGAAGACCUGAAUGGUGGAGGGAGGGUAGGGGUCACCCUAGGAAAGGCUGGAGUGGAGUGAAAGACAUUUUGUGUGCAAGGGGCUUGGGCAUCCAGCAGGCAUAUGUAAGCAUGUUAGAUAUAGUAGUGGAGGCAAAUGGUUUUUGGGACUUGAUGAACUGUUUAAGUGUGAGUAAGGUAGCCUUUGUGAAGUGAAUCAGAGAAAACAGUAAGCCAGACUAGAGUCCUGGAGGUAAGAAGUAAAGUGCCUGCACUCUGAAGGGUGUGCAUAAUUGCACUUUGGAGGAGCAUCUGAACUGUAGCAUCAGCACACCUCUGGCACAACACUGAUAGAGUGAAUGAUGAUGAAAGUGUUCUUUUUUUUCAGGUCAUCCUACCUCAGUGGGACACAGACUCAAUAAGGACAGUAGGGAAAGAGCAAAGAGAGAAAGGGAUGUAAGACUCGGUACAAGUCCAAUAAAAUCAGACUACUUGGAGUAAGAUGAUAAAAGGUAAAGGGACAAGAAAAAAAGGUUCACUAGAUCACUAUGAAAGCCACAAUAAGAACCACUCCAAAGAAAAUUUCUGUAUAUUCAGUGAAAUUUCCUAUUAGGAGAUUUCUUGGUACUGGCAUGGGGAUCUUGGUCCAAGGAACUGAACUUAUCUUUCCCUUCCUUUGAUUAAAUUUGAAUAUUUUCCACUCCCUAGGAACUGCAUGAUCCCAAUGAAAGUAAACAAUAAAAAAAUAACUGAAAUUGCUCAACAGCAACUGCAGCUCAGGCAAAGAUUAUUAUUAAAAUCAUAAGGAAACAUUAAAUCUAUAAAGGUUAAAUAGAAGAAUGGGAGGCAAUCAUUUGGUCCAAGGGAAGGACAGAUCUAAUUUCUUGGAUCAAAAGCCCUUCACCAGUAUCAAGGCAUCUCUCUUGAGGGUAAUAAAGAUGAGUUAUGGAUAACCAGACUAUUAUAAUCAUGAGUACUAUUCCUUGGCACCAAUAUUUGUAUGGAUGUGAGGCAUGGGCAUUAAAUAUUGCAGAUAGGAGGCUGGAGAUAGUGAUGUCAUGUUUGAGGGGAAUGUGUUGUAAAUACUGCAUUAUGCAAAAAUUUUGCAACACAGAAAAUGGAACAGUGUGAAAUUAUGAAAAGUAUAGUUCAGAGGGCUAAGGAAGGAUUGUUGAAGAUGCCUCAUCCAUCAUUCCUACCCAAGGGCACCCAGUAACAAUGUCUGAUGGGGAAAAAAUUUGUUUAUAUUA